AUGUCGUAUUCGAACGGCACCGGCGCUGGCUCUGGCGCUAGUACCGCCGCCUCCAGCUCGCGCUCCAAGCGCGAGCUCAUCGAUCGCGUCAGAUACCCCAAUCCCAUCCCUGUCCCACCAUAUCCGCCCAAGCUCGUCAAGAUCCCUACAGAGCCUUCCAGAUAUGCGAAUCCACACUUUGCAGACCGUCUCGCAAGCCAACAGCCUAUUCCUAUGGUAGUCGACCUCCACGCCGGCAUGCACAUCGAUCUCGCCAAUUUCCAGAACCUCUGGGAAGGCGAUCUUUCCGAGGUCACCGCCCCCGCUUCUGCCUCUCUCGAUGCCAAGGACCUCGACGAUGUAGAUGCAUUCCUGCUCCAGGACUUUGCCACCAACCUUCCCCCUGCAGCUGCUUCCAGCUCGGCCGCCGGCGCCAUUGGUCUCAUCACAUCCCUGAAGGCCACCGACGACCCCGCCUCGCAAGCUACCCUCCAAGCCGCCCUGCAACAACGGCAUACACAAUCCCUCGGACCCGGCGCAAAAGCUGCUCUGGCCGCCGACGAUGUCACCUGGCUGCGCAGAACAGAAUAUCUCAGCGCACAGCAGAAGGCCGCACAGCAGCAGGUCCAGAAACCCAAAGUCGCAGAACGUAUCGACGUUUCUCGAGAAGCCCAACUCGCAAAGAUCGAGAAAUCUUUCACAGACGCCCAAAUGCCUCUCCGCUCCCUCGUACAUCCGCACAAGAAGGGCGUCAAGGCCGUACAGGUCUUCGACUUCCUACCAGAUCCAGAGACCUGGGCCACAGACUACCAGGUCGUUCGUUUCAUCGACCAUCCCGGUCGCAUCGUCAACGGUGUCCCUCAAUCUGAUCCUCGUCUCGACGUCGCUCUCUUGCGUCCUGUCAGCGCUGCAGAUGGCGAACAGCGCGUUUCCUACUACCUUCCUGCCGGCGAAGACGUUCCUGAGGACCCCGAGGAGCCCAUGACCCUCAUCGACAAUCGUGACAUUGAAGAAAACAAUGCUCGCAGACUUCGCAAAAGGAGAAGGACCGGCAAGUUCCCCCUUCCUCCCGCAGCAGACGACCAAGACGACGAGAACCCAUCGCAGCCCAAGCUGCUCAAGAAGGACCAUGCAACUCCAUACAAACUCUCGCGCGACUACGUGCCAAAAGACACUGCCGAGAGCGCUCACGACGUUCUUCUCCUCACGUUGGACGACGGCAUUCCUGAUGCCGACCCGGACGCCGACAUCGACCCCAUCAAAGGCGUCAAGUCUGCACCCACUCAGGAUGGCGAAGACGAUGACGACGACCUCUUCGGCGACGACGAUGACGAUGCCCAGGAUGCCGCAUCUGCUCGACUCGACUCGACUCUUCCUCCUCAAUCCGAGUUUGAACGUCAAAAGCGAUCCAGAAGGUCGGCCGCUACAAAGGGCAAGGAGCGCAGCGAACAGCCCGAUGGCGAUGGCAUCACCAGCCAGUCCCGUCCCAAGGCUCGGGCCUACUACCACAAGGUCGGCAUGCGCUUCACCCUUCGUGUCUGGCGUUCCAGAUUCGCCAACAACGAAAAGCUGCGCAACCGGGACCGACGAUACCCGGGCAAGUGGGAUGCCGUUGUUCUCUCCAACCGCCAACUCGAGGAGAGGGAGAAGCUUCGAAGGUUGCAUGCCCGUAGCCAGGUCGAUGACGUCGGCGAGCUCGAUCCUUACGACCCAGAAGACGAGUUCGAAGAAGCUUUGGCCGAAGACGAUGGUGACGUCGAGGCUGCAGCAAAUGAUGCUGUGGCGGAUGUGUUUGAUGAGGACAAGGAAGCGGAAGACGACGCGGACGGUGAGGUCGAUGACGUCGAUCGCCCUCGCGCCAACGACGCGGACGAUCAGGCUGACGAGCAGGUCGAAGAUGAUGGCGGCGAUGAUGGCAGUGACGAUGACGACGAUGAUGAUGAAGAUGAAGACGACGACGAGGAUGGCACCGUCGAUGGAGACGAGGAGCUUGCUGCUCUCCGUGCAGAGGCCGGCGAAGCUGGUGAAGACCUCGAGGAGGACGGUCAAGGCGGUGCAAGACGGUCGCGUAGUCGACGAUCCGGUGCAGCCGCCACGGGAUCAGAUGCCGUUGCCGCGGCCAUGGAUGAGGACGACGAGUAG
Messenger RNA from Pseudozyma hubeiensis SY62, 2121 nucleotides. RefSeq names its product RNA polymerase II-associated protein. Gene Ontology annotation, cellular component: Cdc73/Paf1 complex. The coding region runs from base 1 to 2121 and encodes 706 amino acids. The transcript has a single exon. The record is from RefSeq and is a predicted model, not a curated record. Gene Ontology annotation, molecular function: RNA polymerase II complex binding; chromatin binding. Lineage: Eukaryota; Fungi; Basidiomycota; Ustilaginomycetes; Ustilaginales; Ustilaginaceae. Gene Ontology annotation, biological process: transcription elongation by RNA polymerase II.